This is a messenger RNA of Saccharomyces kudriavzevii IFO 1802, 1872 nucleotides long. It is a transcript of the gene EXO70, whose product is annotated as GTP-Rho binding exocyst subunit EXO70. Gene Ontology annotation, molecular function: phosphatidylinositol-4,5-bisphosphate binding. Gene Ontology annotation, cellular component: exocyst. Lineage: Eukaryota; Fungi; Ascomycota; Saccharomycetes; Saccharomycetales; Saccharomycetaceae. Bases 1 to 1872 code for a protein of 623 amino acids. The transcript has a single exon. Gene Ontology annotation, biological process: exocytosis. The record is from RefSeq and is a predicted model, not a curated record.
AUGCCGGCUGAAAUUGACAUUGAUGAAGCAGACGUAUUAGUCUUAUCCCAAGGAUUACAAAAGACAAGCAAACUUACUUUCCAGAUUAAUAAAUCGUUGCAAAAAAUUGCAACCACAUCCAGUCAGUCCAGCCAGCUCUUCACUCCUAUUCUAGCUAGAAACAAUGUUUUGACCACGUUACAAAGAAACAUUGAGAGUACUUUGAAUUCCGUUGCCUCUGUAAAGGAUCUCGCCAAUGAAGCCUCUAAAUAUGAAAUCAUUCUACAAAAGGGUAUUGAACAAGUCGGAUUAAAGCAAUAUACGCAGGUGAUACAUAAGUUAGAUGAUAUGCUGGAAGAUAUUCAGUCUGGACAAGCUAAUCGCGAAGAGAACUCGGAAUUUCACGGGAUUUUAACACAUUUAAAAGAAUUGAUCAAGAACAGCGAAGCUCAAUUAAGAGUAUAUUUCAUUACAAUCUUGAACAGUAUUAAACCGUUUGAUCCUCAGAUCAAUAUCGCCAAAAAGAUGCCGUUUCCUUAUUAUGAAGACCAACUGUUGGGCGUUCUUUCAUGGAUUUUAGACUAUUUUCACGGAAAUUCAGAAACUUCUACCAUACAAGACAUACUUGUCGGUGAAAGAAGUAAGUUGAUCCUUAAAUGUAUGGCGUUUCUUGAACCGUUUGCUAAGGAAGUCACCACUGCAAAAAAUGCGCCCUAUGAAAAGGGUAGUAGCGGAAUGAAUAGCUAUACAGAGGCAUUAUUGGGCUUCAUCGCUAAUGAGAAGUCAUUGGUAGAUGAUUUAUACUCUCAAUACACAGAAAUUAAACCGCAAGUACUGUCGCAAAUUUUGUCGCCUUUAAUAAGUGCGUAUGCCAAACUUUUUAACACAAAUUUGAAGAUUGUACGAAGCAAUCUCGAAAACGUUGCGUUUUUUAGUUUUGAGCUGGUCGAGAGCGUAAAUGAUGUAAAGAAAUCACUCCGAGGUAAGGAGUUACAGAAUUAUAAUCUAUUGCAAGAUUGUACCCAAGAAGUCCGUCAAGUAACCCAAUCACUAUUCAGAGACGUUAUAGAUAGGAUUAUCAAAAAAGCAAGCUCUAUCUCCACUAUUCCCUCUAACAACGGUGUCACCGAAGCAACUGUGGACACUAUGUCAAGACUGAGGAAGUUCAGUGAGUACAAAAACGGAUGUUUAGGUGCCAUGGACAAUAUCACACGUGAAAACUGGUUACCUUCCAGCUAUAAAGAAAGGGAAUACACUUUACAAAAUGAAGCAUUAAAUUGGGAGGAUCACAAUGUGUUGUUAUCAUGUUUCUUGAGUGAUUGCAUAGACACAUUGGCAGUUAAUCUCGAGAGAAAGGCACAGAUAACGUUGAUGCCUAAUCAGGAGCCAGAUGUCGCUAAUCCUAAUAGCCCAAGAAAUAAACACAAACAACGUAUUGGUUUCUUUAUCUUAAUGAACUUGACACUUGUCGAACAGAUCGUGGAAAAAUCUGAAUUGAACUCAAUGAUAGCUGGAGAAGGCCAUUCUAGGUUAGAACGGUUGAAGAAACGCUAUGUUAGUUAUAUGGUAUCUGAUUGGAGGGAUUUAACCGCAAAUUUGAUGGAUGCGGUGUUUAUCGAUAGUAGUGGUAAGAAAUCGAAAGACAAAGAACAAAUUAAAGAAAAAUUUAGGAAAUUCAACGAAGGUUUUGAAGAUUUAGUAUCGAGAACUAAGCAAUAUAAGCUUUCUGAUCCUUCAUUAAAAGUGACUUUGAAAUCGGAAAUCAUUUCAUUGGUUAUGCCUAUGUAUGAGAGGUUCUACAGCAGAUAUAAGGACUCUUUCAAGAAUCCAAGGAAGCACAUCAAAUAUACCCCUGAUGAAUUAACCAGUGUGCUGAAUCAAUUAGUUAGAUAG